CGAGCGACAACUGAUGCUGGCCGCUUCUAAACUUGCGUUAAGCGACAUCCUCUUUCUCUCGCACGCGUCUCGCACUUUAGGCUUCCCGCGAACGGGCUGGUGGAAACUGAAUGUCAGUUUGGCGCUAACUAUUGCAGAUAAGCCCCGCACUGCUCUAAGGGUUACAGCAGUCAGGUGCACGAAACUGGGGCAAUAGCCAUUUAGUUUUGCGAGGAUGGCUGCAGCUCAGUAGACAACCGCCUGUCGGGAUAUGUGCACAUGCAUUUUGCACUUCGCGCAUCUCCGUCGACUUCAACGCGACAGUUUUUUUUGCCUUUCUAUUCCUUUUAGAAAAUCACCCACUGUCGGAGAGAGGAGGGGAUAUGUCUUACUUUGACUAAUUGCAUCUGUGUCGUGAAAAGGGUGACUGGAUGGUGGAAUAGUGAUGAAGGCUAAUCGAUGGGGAAACAUGCUUUCUCUAUCCAGCAAUCCUCUUCUUUUCCAUUUUAUUUGCUUUUUACUCCUCCUCCACUGCUUCCUCUCGACCCAUUCCCAGUAUCUGUCAGAGCCUAGGACAGGACAAGGCCUGCUGCUGUUCACCCAGCCUGCCUAUAACACUUCCAUUUUCGAGAACUCCGCUGCAAGAACUUACGUCAGGGGUGAUGUCAAAAUGGGCAUCAUUCUUGGGCCACCUCGGUCUUUAGACAUUAAAUAUUCUAUUGAGUCUGGCGACAGUGAAGGAAUAUUCCAGGCUGAGGAGUUUGUAAUGGGAGAUUUUUGCUUCCUCCGUAUACGCACUAAUGGAGGCAGUGGUGCCAUUCUGAAUCGGGAAGUACAGGACAACUACACUCUGAUAGUAAAGGCAUCUGCCCAUGGAGGCUUAGAAGCCUUAGCCACCAUUUAUGUCAAGGUUUUGGACACUAAUGAUCUCCGACCUCUGUUUUCCCCAACCUCCUAUUCAUUCGUGGUUUCUGAGAGUGCUCCCCUGGGCGCAAGCAUUGGACGUGUGACAGCCACAGAUGCUGAUGUGGGCUCUAAUGGGGAUUUCUACUACUUCUUCAAGAGCAGAGUUGAACUCUUUGCUGUUCAUCCGACCAGUGGCGUGGUUACCUUGACCGCUCAGCCUAGGAUGGACAAACAAGACCGGUUUGAGCUGGAGGUGCAGGUGGUUGAUAGAGGGAUGAAACUCUAUGGGAACAACGGGAUCAGCAGCACUGCUAAGGUUGUCAUUGCUGUGGAGCGGGUUAAUGAAUUUGCUCCUGUUCUGAGUGCAGUUGCUGUUGUCCCAUCAUGGGUGGACAAAGACCCAAUCUAUGCCAGAAUCACAGUGGAGGACAAAGACGAUGGUGUAUCUGGGGAUAUAGAGUGGGUAUCCAUUGUUGAGGGUGACCUCUUCGAACAGUUCGUGGUUGAUCGAUCUCCUCUUGGGAAUGAGUACAGGGUUAAAACAUCCGAACCUGUUGACUGGGAUACAUUCCCCUAUGGGUGCAAUUUGACCUUUCAGGCUAAAGACAGGGGAAUACCACCCAAGUUUUCAAAUACUCAGGUUGUUCAGUUAUUGGUUACAAAGCCAGAGCCAGUGUUAGUGAAAUUUGAAAAAGAUGUCUAUAUUGUUAAGGUAAGCGAAAUAACUCCCCCAGGCACCGUAGUAGAAUUAGUAAAAGUCUCCCCAGCCGCUCUGAGUGUUAAUUAUAGCUUCAGUAGCCUUUCGGAUCCAACGCACUUUGAUAUAAACCCUUCGACUGGAGUUAUUGUAACCACAAGGCAGCUGACAAAGAUAUCACAGGAUUUCAUGGAGUUGGAGGUGGUUGAAAUGAUCAGUCAGCAGCGGGCAAAGGUCCAAAUUACCAUAGAGGAUGCUAAUGACAACUCCCCGGUGUUCAACAGGCCGUUCUAUGAUAUUGGAAUCAAUGAGAGUCUCCCUGUUGGCACUGUUGUCGCUGUAGUGUCUGCUGUGGAUUAUGAUAAAGGAGAGAACGGGUAUGUAACGCAUACAAUCAGCGGUGAACCGUCUCUUCCAUUCACCAUAGACCAGGACUCAGGGGAGGUGAGGAUUACAAGGGACCUGGACUUUGAGUCUUCAAAUGAAGUCUAUUCUUUUGCUGUGCGGGCCUCUGACUGGGGUUCACCCUACAGAAGAGAGAGCGAGGUUAAUGUCACUAUCCGUCUCAUAAAUAUCAACGACAACCAGCCUGUUUUUGAAAGAGUUUCCUGCAGAGGCAUGAUAAGCCGUGAUUUCCCUGUCAGCGAGACUAUUGUCACCUUGUCAGCUGUAGAUAUGGACGAGCUUGGAAUGGUAAAAUAUAAAAUAUUGUCUGGGAACGAGCUGGACUAUUUUAACUUGCAUUCUGACUCUGGGGCUUUGUCAUUGAAAAGAUCAUUAGCAAUGGAUAAUUUAAAAAAUGGGGUAUUCAACCUGAAAAUAAUUGCAACAGAUGGAGAGAUGUUCUCCGAUCCUACGUUUGUGAAUAUAUCUGUGGUGAGGGGAGUAAAGCUGCCCAGGGGGUUCAACUGCAAAGACACCAGAGUAGCUCAGCUGCUGGCGGAGAAGAUGCUCUCCAAAGCGUCGGCCAUGGCUCGACCGAGAUCAGACGGGAGGCACACGGACCUCUUCUCUGUGAACAAGCAGUCUCCCCAGUUCGAGGCCUUGCCGACUAGCAUUCUGGUGAGGGAGGACCUCCCUGCCGGCGCCAGCGUGUUCCAGGUGCGCGCUCGAGACGGGGACACGGGCUUCAACGGCCGCGUUCUCUUCGCCAUAUCUGAUGGCAAUAAGGAAAACGGCUUCAAUAUCAACAUGGAGACGGGGCUGAUAACUGUCCUGCGGCCACUUGACCGUGAGCGAUGGGAUCGUUACUUCCUCAACAUAACGGUCUACGAUCAGGGCAUUCCUCAGAUGUCCAACUGGAGGCUGCUCACGAUGAUCAUCGAGGACGCUAACGACAACGACCCUGAGUUUUACCAGGACGGCUUCUCCGCGCUGGUCUCCGAGAAUUCCGCCAUCGGCGUGGAAGUCGUCACCAUCACGGCGUUCGACAGAGACAUGGCCCAGAAUGGACAGCUGUCCUUCAAAAUGCUGACCAACGUCCCCCAGUUUGGGAUCGACAGCGAAACGGGGACCGUGUUUGUUGCUAGCCACUUGGACCGAGAAACGUUCCCCGUGUUCUCGCUGAAGAUCGAAGUGAAAGACAAAGCGGAGAGAGGCACUCGGAGGUCAUCAGUGACUACUCUAAAUGUAAUAGUGGAGGAUGUGAAUGAUUGCGCCCCAGCUUUCAUCCCGAGCAGCUACUCGGCUCGAGUACUGGAGGACCUCCCGCCCGGGGCUGUGAUUUCCUGGGUGCAGGCUCAGGAUCCAGACGUCGGCCCAAGCGGACAGGUCCGAUACUCCCUGAUGAACGACUUCAGUGGCACUUUUGAGGUCGAUGGUGUGAGCGGGGUGUUGAGGAUAAGGAAAGAGCUGGACUUUGAGAAGCAGCAGUUUUUCAACCUGACGCUGCUCGCUGAGGACAGGGGAACGCCCAGCCUUAAGAGUCAGACGUUUGUGGAGGUGGAGGUGGUGGACGUCAAUGAGAAUCUGUAUGCGCCGUACUUCACCGAGUUCGCCGUGAGAGGCUCGGUGAAGGAGAACUCCCGUGCAGGCACAAGCGUCCUGACUGUCAGCGCUAAGGAUGAUGACAAGGGACGUGAUGGCGUAUUGAGAUACUCUAUCAGUGGUGGCAGCGGACUUGGCACUUUCACCAUUGACGAAGACACAGGGGUGAUCUACACUGCCGGCAUCCUGGACUGUGAGACCAAAGACUCGUACUGGUUCACAGUCUACGCCACAGAUAAAGGGGUCACGCCGCUGUCAGCGUCCAUCGAGGUCUUCAUACAGGUAGAGGAUGUGAAUGACAACGCCCCCCUCACCUCGGAUCCUAUCUACCAUCCGGUCAUAAUGGAGAACUCCCCCAAAGACGUGUCGGUCAUCCGCAUCCAGGCGCAGGACCCCGACCUCACCGCCACUCCCAGCCGUCUGAGCUACCGCAUCACUGCUGGCAACCCCCAGAACUUCUUCUCUGUCAACCCUAAAACAGGCCUGAUCACGACAACCGCGAGGAAGCUGGACAGAGAACAACAGGCGGAGCACUUCUUAGAGGUCACAGUCAUCGACGGCCCGGUGACCACCCGCCAGUCCACGGUGUGGGUCAUGGUCCACAUCGAGGACGAGAACGACAACCCGCCCACCUUCCCGGAGGUCACCUACCGCAUCAGCCUGCCGGAGCGGGACCGCAACAAGCGCGGCGAGCCCGUGUACCGCGUCUUCGCGUACGACCGCGACCUGGGAGCCAACGGCAACAUCACCUACAGCAUCGCCGACGGCAACGAGGACGAGAAGUUCAGCAUUGACCCCAGGACUGCUAUGGUGUCGUCAAAGAAGAUGGUGACCGCAGGAAGCUAUGACGUCCUCACUAUAAAGGCUGAGGACAGUGGUGACCCACCAUUAUGGUCCACGGUCAAGCUUCACGUGGAGUGGAUUCGGAAACCUGUCCCCUCGCCUCUGCCCCUAGUGUUCACACAGAGGUACUACAACUUCUCCAUCGCAGAGACGGCGGCUGUGGCGCAGCCAGUGGGAGUGGUCGCUGUGAGCCAGUCGACCACACCCGUGUGGUUCAAUAUCAUAGGUGGGCGUCUUGCCAGGGAGAUGUUUUACAUUCCUCAGAACGCCUGUGGAAGGAACUGCUCGCUUGACACAGGAAGCUUUGACAUGCAGUUCGACCUUCAAGUAGGGGUGGGGACCCUCGUCGUGGCCAAACCCCUGGAUGCAGAGGUGCAAUCUAUGUACAACAUGACUGUGCAGGUGACGGAUGGGACCAACUUCGCCACAGCACAGGUGUUCAUCCGGAUACAAGACAGCAACGACAACCCUCCGGUCUUCUCGCAGGCGGCCUACGAUGUCAGCGUCUCAGAGGAUGUACCGGUGGACAUGGAGCUGCUGCGGGUUCGAGCGUCAGACAUGGACGAGCGCGCCCGCUUGAGCUUCUCUAUCUACGGCAGCGUGGACCCGGCCAGCAUGAGACUGUUCAGGGUCAAUCCGGGUACCGGGGUCGUAUAUACCGCCGACAGGCUGGACUACGAGGCCAGAACGCAGCACAUCCUCACUAUUAUGGUCAAGGAUCAGGAGUUUCCAUUUAACCGUGACCUGGCUCGGAUCCUGGUGGCGGUGGAGGACUCCAAUGACAACAUCCCGUACUUCACCAGCACUGUAUACGAUGCCGUAGCGUACGAGUCUUCUCCUGUCGGCACUUCCGUCCUGCAAGUGACCGCCUUGGACAAAGACAAUGGGAUUAAUGGGCAGCUCGCAUAUACUAUGGAAGCAGGUAACGCCGGGGGUGUGUUUGGCAUUGAUAAUGCCACAGGCCUUAUCUUCAUUGCCAGGGACCUGGACCUCACCUGUGUGGGGUUCUACACUCUCACCGUGCGUGUCACAGACAGUGGAUUUCCUCCCCUAAUGGCCACAGCCUCAGUCCGGAUCUCCAUGAUACUCUCUGACUUCUCCAAACCCAGAUUUUCUCAGAAGGAGUAUCAGUCUGAGAUAAUGGAGAACAGCACUGUUGGAACGCAUGUGACCACCGUCAGCGCCGUCAGCCGCUCGGCGCUCAUUUAUGACAUCGCCAGGGGCAACGAGGAGCACUGCUUCGUCAUCAACCAGCAUACGGGCGUGAUCCUCACGCGGAAACUACUCGACUUUGAGGUCAGUUCAUACUUUAACACGUGGCUACAUUUUACAGCGGAACCUUUUCCCUCACGCGUUCCUUGGCGAUGGCAGCAAACAGCGUCCUACUUCCUGCUGGUCCACGCCCUGAGCAUGGCCGGCGUGGAGGCCAGCACCACCGUCAUCAUCCAGGUGGGAGACGUCAACGACAACCCACCCGUCUUUCAGCAAAUCAGCUACGUAGGCACCAUCAGCGAGGCUGCUCCAGUCAACAGCGUGGUGCUGGGAGACGAUGGGAACCCGUUGGUCAUCCAGGCCACGGAUGGGGACAGAAACCACAACGCCCUGUUAGUCUUCCAGAUCGUGGACGAAACUGCUCGCAUGUUUUUCAGCGUGGACUCGGGGACCGGAUCCGUUCGAACAAUUGCCAGUCUAGACUAUGAGACGUUCUCUGAGUACUUCUUUCGAAUCCACGUUCGAGAUAGUGGUCAGCCGCCUAGAAGCGCCGACAGCCCAGCGGAGGUGCUUAUAAGGGUGAGUAAGUGCUGUAUGAAUAUGAAUCAGCAGCUGCUGCCUAAUGAUUUAUCCUUGACUCACUUAUAUUCUGCUUUGUCUCAGGUGAUCAACAUCAAUGACUCGCCUCCGAAGUUUUCUCAGGACACCUAUGAGACAGUCCUGCUCCUGCCAACCUUCGUGGGGGUUGAGGUCCUUCAGGUUGAGGCCUUUGACCCGGACAUGUCGGCCGACCUCGCCCUGGACCCCGACAAAUCCAUCGCCUCGCAGCUAGUUUACUCCCUGCUGGACAGCAGCGUGGAGCUCUUCUCUGUGGACCGCUACACUGGGGUGGUGACUGUCAUCAAUCAGAACCUGGACAAAGACCGUUAUCGCUUAAACGUUAAGGUGUGGGAUGGACGUUUCUCCAGCACAGCGUGGGUCACGGUGCUCGUCCGCGAGGCCGUGGACAGCGGCCUGCUCUUCACCUCGCCGGUCUACUCCGCCUCCAUCCCAGAGAACGUAGCCAAUGUCACUUUGGUGAGCGUGGUCAGCACAGUGGGCCACCGGCUCAACGAGCCGCUCAAGUACGCUCUCCUGAACCCCGGCGGGCGCUUCGCCAUCCGGCCGACGUGUGGAGUGGUGCUCACCACCGGCGUGCCUUUUGACCGCGAGGAGAAGGAGCGCUACGACGUGGUGGUGGAGGUCAGCAGAGAGGAUGAGAUACUCAGGGUGGCCAGGGUGAUCGUACAAGUGCAGGUGGAGGAUGUGAAUGACAAUGCUCCCGCGUUCGUGGACCUCCCCUACUACGCCGCAGUGCAGGUGGAGGCAGAGCCGGGAUCCACUGUUUUCAGGGUCUCGGCCGUUGACAAAGAUCACGGCCUGAAUGGAGAGUUGACGUACAGCCUAAAGGAGCAGCACAGGAGCUUCCAGGUGAAUCCUGUUACAGGGGAGCUGACCUUGAAGAGAGCCUUCGGGGUGGACCUGUCUAAUGCCGAGUACAAAGUGGUGAUUGUGGCCACUGAUGGUGGCUUCCCCCCUCUGUCCAGCGAGGUGGAGCUGCCCAUUACUGUGGUAAACAAGGCCAUGCCCGUGUUCGACAAGCCCUUCUACGGCGUCACCGUGAGGGAAGACGUGCCCGUCUCCACCUCGGUGCUCUCCAUCAACGCGACCAGUCCCGAGGGCCAGAGCAUCAUUUUCACCGUGGCCGAUGGAGACCUCUCAUUCCAGUUCGACAUCGGCUUCGACACGGGGGUGAUCAGCGUGGUUUACCCGUUAGACUACGAGACCACGCAGUACUACAGGCUGACGGUGAGGGCCACGGACACGCUGAGCGGGGCCAAGUCGGAGGUGGACGUGGACAUCGUGGUUCUGGACGUGAACGAUAACCCGCCGCUGUUUGUGAACGCCUCGUACUCGGCCGUGCUCCCCGAGAACUCCAUGAUCGGAACGACCGUCUUACAGGUGUUUGCCCAGGACCAGGACUCGGGGAGGAAUGCGGCAGUGAGCUACCAGAUCCUAUCUGACAUCAACAACAGCAGCGACUACUUCCACAUCGACAGUAAGAGCGGGCUGGUAUUCACGGCACGCCUGCUCGACUACGAGCUCAUCCAGCGCUACAACUUCAUUGUGAGGGCGACGGACAGUGGAGACCCUGCCCUCGGCGCUGAUGUCAGCGUCAACGUGAUUGUUACUGACACAAACGACAACCCGCCUAAUUUCAGCCAGGCGCUGUACGAGGCCUAUGUCAGUGAGCUGGCUCCCAGAGGACACUUCGUGACUUGUGUUCAGGCAUCCGACGCCGACAUCUGCGAUGCUCAUAGACUGAGGUACAGUAUUCUCUCGGGAAACGAGCGGAUGACUUUCAUGAUGGAGCCGGACACGGGGGUGCUGAGCCUGUCUAACAAGAGGAGACAAGGCAUGAAACUCUCAUACCAGCUCAACGUAUCCGUGUCCGACGGCGUCUUCACCAACACCGCUCAGGUGAUUGUGUUCGUGCUGGGGGCAAACCUGUACAGCCCGGUGUUCAGCCAGAGGUUCUACCUGGCUGAGGUGCCAGAGAACGCCCCUCCAGGGUCAAAGGUCACCCAGGUUCGAGCUACAGAUGAGGACUCCGGGUUAUUUGGACAGAUCACCUAUUCCUUCGUCAAUGACCUGGGGAAAAGCCACUUUGCCAUCGAUGCAGACGGAGUCAUAUCCACUCUUCAGAAAUUAGACAGAGAGAACCCUGUUAACAAGGACGUAGUGCUGACGGUUAUGGCCCUGGAUGGCGGCGGCCGGGCGUCAUUUUGCACGGUGCGAGUGGUUCUGGAGGAUGAGAACGACAACGCCCCUCGGUUCAGAGCCGUGGAGUAUCGCAUGAGCAUCAAAGCAAACGUUGCCAAAGGUUCUCUGGUCACGCAGAUCCAGGCCACCGACCCUGAUGCUGGGUCCAAUGGAAGGAUCAUCUACUCCCUUUACAGCGAGGCGCGUCUGUCGCUGGUCGAUGUGCUGGAGGUGGAGCCAGACAGUGGUUGGAUGAUGACUAAAAGCACGGUGGACCACCUCCAAGGGACCAUGCUGUCCUUCUUUGUCAAAGCCUCGGACUGCGGCUCUCCAGCCAAACACUCUCUGGUGUCAGCUUUCAUCCAUGUGGUCCCUCCAGAGGCGUUCGUCCCCUCCUUCAGCCAGCCUCAGUACUCCUUCACCAUCCCCGAGGACACGGCAGUGGGCACCGCCCUGGGCUCCGUGUACAUGGGCUCUGGACAGAUGGGCUUCUUCACUGCAAUCGGAGGCGAGACGGUCGACAGCAACCAGGGAGGGACCUUCCUGGUGGACAGAGAGACGGGUCUGAUCCGUCUGGUGAAACCGCUGGACUACGAGCAGGUCAGCACCUUCCGCUUCAAGGUUGCAGCGACAACUCGGCGAGACCUGAUUGAGUCGAUGUCCACCGUGGACCUGGAGGUUAAGAUCCUGGACGUGAACGACAACAGGCCGGUGUUCGAGACCAACACCUACGUGGCAACAGUGAUGGAGGGGAUGCCGGUGGGGACCAGAGUGGUCCAGGUGCGAGCCCUUGAUCCAGACUGGGGAGCCAACGGGCAGGUCGCCUACAGCCUCGGGCCCAUGCUCACCUACAACCUGGACUUAACAAAGGACGCUCGCUCCUUCAGUGGCCCCGUCACCACCGCCUCAGUCUUCGCCAUCGACAGCAAAACAGGCUGGGUCACCACACUGAGUCCGAUGGACCACGAGGCCUGCUCCAGCUACAGCUUUGAGGUGGUGGCCUCAGAUCUGGGGGAGCUGCAGGCUCUGUCCUCCACCGCGGUGGUGACCAUCACUGUGUCGGACGUCAACGACAACCCGCCGCGGUUCGAGAGGGAGCUCUAUCGGGGCGCGGUAAAGGAGAGCGACCCGCUCGGCGAGGUGGUGGCCGUUCUGAAAACCAAAGACCAGGAUGGAACGGAUCAGAACCGCCUGGUCAGCUUUUACAUCACCGGGGGAAACCCGCGGGGCGUGUUUGGCCUGGCUCUCGUGCAGGGGGAGUGGAAGGUCUACGUGAGCGGCCUGCUGGACCGCGAGCAGCAGGACUGGUAUCUGCUCAACAUCACGGCCAGCGACGGCCUGUACGUCGCUCGCACCGCGGUGGAGGUCACCGUCAUGGACGCCAACGACAACAGCCCCAUCUGCAACCAGGCAGUGUAUAGCGCCUCUUUUCCUGAGGACAUUUCCACUAACAAGGGCAUUCUGACAGUGGGCGCCACCGAUGCUGACUCAGGCACCAGCGCUGAGAUCCAGUACUCGCUGUUUGGAAUUGGGGUGGAGGAUUUCUACAUGGAUGCAAACACCGGCGAGCUUCGCACAGCUACAGUCAUGGACCGGGAAAUAGCAGCCAGCUACAAACUCAUUGCUCAGGCGACUGAUGGAGGAGGGCUGUUCUGCCGCUCUGACAUUUCUCUGAAAGUGCUGGAUGUGAAUGACAAUGCCCCCUCAUUCUCCUCCUCUCAUUACCUCGCGAGUGUGUAUGAGAAUGCUGCCCCCAAGGCUUUGAUAACACGCCUGCAAGCCACAGACCCCGAUGAAGGGCUUAACCGCACUGUUGUGUAUUCUCUGGCGAAUUCAGCCAAUGGAUUCUUCUCCAUCGAUCCGGUGUCUGGGAUGGUGAUUCUGGAGAAAUAUCUGGACAGAGAGAGCAGAGACUCGUAUCGGGUUCGAGUCCAGGCGACUGACCAGGCUGGACAACAAGGGGCACAGUCCUCGCAGGUUGAUUUGACCAUUUUGGUUCUGGACGUGAACGACAACGCUCCAGUCUUCCAGAAGAGAGACUACACGGUCACGGUCCCUGAGGACGUCGCCGUCGGCACCGAGGUGAUGCGCGUGCUGGCCACCAGCGCCGACAUCGGGCCCAACGCUGAGGUCACCUACACGAUCCGGUCGGGAAACGAGCUCGGACGGUUCGCCAUAGACAGAAACCUGGGCACCAUUACUGUGGCUGAUGAUUUGGACUUUGAGGUGUGCAAGGACUACUACCUCACCAUUGAGGCAUGGGACAGCGGCAACCCUCCCCUCAGCACCGCUACCAUGGUAACCAUUGAGCUGAUGGACGUCAACGACAAUGCUCCGGCCUUCAGUCAGGACAUCUACAACGUCCUGAUCAGCGAAGACGCGCCCGUCGGGCAGACGAUCACACGGGUGCUGGCAGAGGACCUGGACAGCCAGGUUAAUGGGCGAAUCACCUACUCUAUCCUGAAAGGUGACCGAAGCAACCACUUCUGGAUUGACCCUGUAACAGGACUGCUCAAAGUCAAUAAGCGGCUGGACAGAGAACUAGUUUCCAGAUACUCCCUGUCAGUGCAGGCGUUUGACAGUGGCUCCCCUGCCAUGUCCUCCACUGUCACCAUCAACAUAGACGUCUCGGAUGUUAACGACAACCCUCCUGCCUUCAAUCCUCCCAACGCCACUGCUGUCAUACAGCUUAAUCAAGCCGCUGGCACCCCCCUGCUGACGCUGUCAGUCGGUGAUAAAGACUCUCCUAAAAACGGGCCUCCCUUUGACUUUCGCAUUGUGUCAGGCAACGAGGGGAGUUUCUUCUCGCUGGACCAGAGUGGCACCCUGUACUCCAGCCGCGUGCUGGGCCCUGAAGCUCCCAGAGAAUUCACCAUUGAAAUACAGGCAAGUGACUCUGGUAAACCGAGUCUCACCUCUUCCUCCUGGGUCUUCCUGAGGGUCAUUGGGAACAGCCAGUACAAGCCGGCCGUGUCCCCUUUGGAGAUCUUCAUUGUCAUGCUAACGGAUACCUUCCAAGGCGGCCUGGUGGGUCGGAUCUACGCGACGGACCGCGAUCCCAGUGACGUCCUGUCUUUCACCCAGAGGCCUCAGGCCAAAAGCAUGUUCACUAUCAACAGACAAGAUGGCAGCAUUACAGCUGUGCCCGGCCUGGAACCUGGCAGGUAUCAGAUGAACGCCACGGUGAGCGACGGGCGCUUCGCCGUGAUUGCCGACGUGUCCGUCCAAGUCGAGCAGGUGACAGAUUUGCUGCUGCGCAGUGCGCUGACCUUGCGUUUCAGCUCCCUGUCACCAGAGGACCUGCUCGGCCGCUACCUGAACCAGAUUAAGCUCACGCUACGUGGACUCGCUGGCUGGAAAUGGUCACCAGGGCAGCAGGAUCCGCUCCACAUCCUCUGCAUACAGCCGGUGAGGGGGACGCAUAGCGUGGACUUGCUCCUGGCCAUGGAACGGCCAGAGGCGGCGGGCGGCGGGCGGAUGGGCGGCUUCUACUCCCAGCAGGAGCUGUCGGCGAGGCUGGAGGAGGCGGCCGCACGGGGCCAGGUUCGAGGGCUCCUGGUCGGGGCGGUGGUGGUGAGCAGCGUGUGCUCCGGGGAGCUGGACUGCGGGGACAGGGUGUGUGAAAAGACACUUGUGACGGAGGGAGACUCACCGGUGACCUACAGCACGGAGAGGGUCAGCUUGGUGUCGCCAAAGUUCAGCUAUAGUGAGACCUGCACCUGCGGAGGCGCAUGCCCCACCCCUGUGGAGCUCUGUGAAGGACAGUCCUGCCCAGCAGACAUGCAGUGUGUCCGCUCCGGUCCUACAGCGCCCUCUGUCUGCCAGUGUCAGCGUGAGAAACUAGACGAGUGCGCAGGACAAACCUCUCUGAGCUUCUCCGGGAACAGCUACAUCAAAUACAGGGUGACGGAGAGCGGGCAGAGCGGAGAGAUGAGGCUCGGCCUGAGGAUCAGAACUCUCCAGAGAAGAGGAGUCAUCAUGUUUACGCGCGUUAACCCCUGCACCAUGCUCAAAAUUGAAGGGGGUAGACUCUGGUUCCAGUUGGACUGUGACAACACCCUAGGCAUUAUGGGUAUCUCUGGCAGGCCAAUAAAUGACGGCCUCUGGCACGCUGUUGCCUUGGAGCUGACAAGGAACUAUACGCUCCUGUCGCUGGAUGACAGCUAUGUGGAACGUCGGCGGGCGGCUCGCGCACCCGUCCGCCUCUGGCCUCUGGCCCCGGAUUCCUCCUUUUUCUUCGGGGCCCAGGUGAGGCCUCCGAGCAGCCACGGUACGAGGCCCAGCCCGGGGCCGGGGAGAAACCAGGCGGUGCAGAGAUUCGGGGACCGAGCUAGGGGCCCGCCGAGGGCUCAGGACGGCUUCCAGGGGUGCCUGGGCUCGCUGAUGCUGAACGGCGACGAGUUGCCGCUGCAAAAUAAAAGGAGCCGCUCGGCCGAGAUCGCCGGGCUCAACGAGGUCAAGUUGGGCUGCGUGCUCUAUCCAGACCCAUGUGUCAGUCAGCCCUGCCUCAACGGAGCCAUCUGCAGCAGCCUGCCCUUGGGAGGCUUCAUGUGCAGUUGCAGCUCUGGCUUCACCGGGGGGCGCUGUGAAGUUGAACUGACAUCCUGCAUGCCGAACCCCUGCCAGAACGGAGGGGACUGCAGGCCUGUAGGCAGCGCAUUCCUCUGUGGAUGUCCUCCAGGACUCGGGGGACUUAUAUGUAACGAGGAUGUGAAUGAAUGUGACCAGGACGACUGUGGAAACGGAGCGUGCGUUAACACGUUCGGGUCGUUCUACUGUAACUGCUCCGACGGGUACGAGGGUCAGUUCUGUGACGACGAGACGCCGGCCGAUGCUGGCGAUGACGCGCAGGCGGAGCCCCUGUCUUACAUCGGACCAGGAGAAAUAAUCGGCAUCGGAGUCCUUGCCUUUGUCAUCCUCCUCCUCCUCGUGCUCUUCAUCGCGUUUAGGAAAAAGAUCAAAUUCAGGAAGGACUCCGAUCUGGGCCCGGGGACUCAGGCCGUGAUGGGCAUCUCCGCUAUCUCCACUGAAACCAGCUACAUGCUACACAAGACUCGCACCGUGGCCGAUGGGAUUGAGUUCAAAGCCGUGCGCGUGUCCGGCUCGCCGGGGACCACCAGCACCUACGGGGAGGUGGGGGGCGGCGCCGGGGGUCCCCCCCAGGUCAUGGUGCGUCCCACGGCUCACUCUCCUCUGCCGGGAGGACUCAGCAACCAGGCGGUGAGGAGCGAGGAUGGGGACAAGAGCACCUCCAGCGAGGUCAGCCAGUUAAGCAGCUUCCUCUCAGAAAUGUCCAGUGCUCGAGGUGUGGCCAACAGGAGGGGCAUCGCCGUGUGCAGCGUGGCACCAAAUCUGCCCUCAGCCGUGGCCUGCCGCGCAAAGCUCAGCCCGGCCCACAAGGUGUCCUGGGAAGGUGAGGAGAGGAGGGAGGAAGGACCGGAGAUGCUGAGAGAUGAGAGAGAGGAGGAGUGGGGCCAGAGAGCGUUUGAGCUGGAGAGAACACAGAGGGAGAACAGUCCACAGGAGAUGCCGGAGAUGGUGGACGAGGUGGAGUGUCUCUCAGACUCCACGUCGGAGGAGCAGUCCCUCAGUUCCUACACCUCCGAGUCCUUUGAUGACAACGCCUCCAUAGUGACAGUCAUACGUCUCGUCAAUGACGCUGUUGAUAAUAUUGAGAGUGAAGUGUCAACCAUGGACAACGAACAGCGGCAGAACCGCUCUGCGUUCCGCUGGGAGUCUUCUUGUCAGACGUCGAGCUGGUUGUCACCAUCACAUCUACGUGCACCUGAGGCGGGCUCCCAUUAUGACCUCAGGGACACGGAGCAGAACAUCAGACGGGGCGGCAGCACGCGCUCCCUCCAGCUGGACUACAGAGUACUGGGCUCUAGCAGCGACAGGGCUCGAGAGCGGGCGCAGGAGACCACUGCAAAGAGGACUUUCCAGUGGGAGAGGAAUCAGUCAGGCGAGUGGGUGAGGAAGAGGAUCCUUGACAGGGAGGGAGCGAUCGGCGAGGAGAAGAACACAAGGAACAGGAGCAGGGAUGUGGGGGGGUGCCAGGACCGCCGAGGCCUUCAGGAGCUGCACAGCCAGGACAGCGACGAAGACAGCUCCUCGCCUGUUUACGAGGAAUACCGGGAGUGCAGCCAGAACCCAGAACAAGCUGAUGACGCAGAGGGCCUCUAUGACACUCUACCGCCCACCCGGCGGGCCUACGAAGGCUAUCCGUCCAGCCCCCCCGGCCUUAACCUUCACCCAGCCCAGCUCCUGCCCCCUCUCAGGGCGUGGGACCUGCAGCCAGGCGAGUGGAGGGGCUCGCAGGAGGACGGGGGAGGGCUCGGCUCCGGCACUCUGACAGGAUCUGGGGACGAACUGGAGAGACUGCUGAACCUGGUGUCUCUGAGAGCCAGGAGAGCUACGCGGAUAAACAGAGCCUCCACUGGGUCUGAACCCACAGCAGGCUGGGAUGGAUUUAAAUAGGCACUGUAGUAUGCUUAAAAUGAAGAACUUUAAUACUCUUUCUAUAUUAAAGAGAAGCAGUAACCCCCUCUGAUUAUUAUUGAGAUAUAUUAUACUAUGCGGUUGGUCCAACACCUAAAAUAAUUAAAUGAAUAUAUUACCAUGUAUAUUUUAAUUUCUCCACAUCAUUCUCCUGCUGUAGGCCAACACUGCUUCCCCACAUCAUUUAUAAGAUAGAGGAAUACGAGCAUCCUCUAGAUGCCAUCACAUGUACAUGAGAAUCUCUGCUCAUUUAUUUUUUAUAGAAUCACUGAAACAGUGUUUAUGACCAUCAAUAUGAAAGAGCCUGUCUGUCUCUGUCUUACUGUAGAUGAUAAUAUUUUGUAUGUGUGUUAGUAUAUUGUCGUUUGGGAACCCACACACACACACACACACACACACACACACACACACACACACACACACACACACACACACACACACACACACGCACACACAGCCCUCUUGGAAGCUCAGCUAUGUAACGCUUCUCUUAUUUUUACUGACACAUGCUGGGGGUUGUUGUUUUGGAGAGAACUGUUCGCCCACGUCCCUGACACAGCCUCAGAGAUGCUAUUAAGAUUGCCAGGCGUUAAUACCAGGGGAUCUUUAAUCACCUAAUUACUAUUUAUAUAUUUUUUUUACUUGCACCAUUCAUUUGUUUGUUUGCUCUUAUUAAACACAUGCACCAAGGGCACGAGGCUCAUGUAAGUAUGAGUAAAAACAGCACUUUAGGUAAUGUUACAUAUUUAUUAUCUGAGCUCAACACCAACUUUGACCUGUCAUUUCAACAAAGAAGGUUUGUAGCUGUAUGCAGAUUCAGCAACAAUACAAAUCCUAGUAUUCCAGUGUACAUUGUGUAUGUUUGUAUGUAUGUAUGUAUGUAUGUGUUAGCGGUUUAGCUGAGCUCCAGAUAAAAACCUAGCCAAUUUAAAUGUGAUAUAAAUAUGUAAUUUGCCUUCAGAGUUGAUGCAGCCACUCUGCAGAACCAACGUGUUUACACACUGUCGCUUCGCUGAUGACACAGCGUCAAUAGUGGGUCCGUGUUCCCAGCUUCCUCACAACAAAGGGAAUGUAAAUGGAUUUAAGCAGCGUGUUCGACAACCUCGAAACACCGGCAGAACAAACAGGUGGUGGUUAACUUGGGGUAUUAGCGAUUAACUUAUUCAUAAUGACAGUUCAGGACUGUGGAUUGGGAACGAGCCCGACCAGAUGUCUACCGUCGGAAUUUCACACUGUAAUGGAAACAGCUGUGCGAGUCUGCCUCUGUCUCACACCAAUCAUAAAUCCUCUGGUAAACAUGACUCCUGGUGUAUGGUUUGAAACGGUGUGGGGGGGGGUUCACGUGACAAAACACUCUCCUUGUGGCAAAGAGAAUGAACACCCAAACAAGUGCAUAGACUGAAGUUUGCUACGGACUUCUGAGAGUGAGUGUAGACACGACGAGGAGUAAAUACAAAUCAUCCACAUCACAGCCUGUGCUGUGCGUGCGUUUUAACGCAACUGCGCAAGGGCCUUUUAUGAAAGACAGCACUUAAGACAGAAAGUGGAAGGCGCGUGGUUAGUAGAUUUAAAUGGAGCCCUGUGAAUUCUAGCAAAAAUUCCAUUAAAGUUUUUUUUUUGUUUGAAAAGCCUUUUGUUAAGCGUCUGCAAACUCUUCUUGCUCCAACAAAAGUAAAUGGACUGAACUGUUUGCAAGACGUUUUUUCAACGGGGGAGUAUUAUACUGAUGGUACAUACAGUAUUGUACAGUAAAUGAACUUCUUCUGAAAGUACGACUAAAGGGUGAAAAACACAGAUACAUGCAUGUAUCACAAAUGUCUCAGAGGACGGUGUCCGUGUUUUUACCCCCAUUCAGCUUCAUUCAUUGCACCGCUGAAGCACAUUGCACCUCACACUCAUGCAGGUCAGGCUAACACAUGGACCAACAUUCACACCUUUGGCUACUUUACAGCUUCCAAGCGACUCAGUCUGUACAUCUGGGGACUGAGGCAGUUAAAGUCUGGCACCUGUGGGAAACUGGCACCAACGGAGAACACAAAUUAUCAGGGUGAAUUUUUAAAUUCCCAUUAUGUAGAAGCUCAACCCUAAAUCCUAAAUAAGAAUGCAAUUGAAGCAGCAGGUGAGACUUGAGCAUAUGUUGGACUGGGUGUGCGCUCGCAGGUGAGCUAUAUCUCAGCGUAGACUACAUGAAUACCCAUAAAUAUUUAAUCCUCUCACACCAGUCUUGUCACACCUCUUGUUUUGCCUGCCUUCCCAAAUAAAAUCUGGCAGAUUGAUUUAGUAGAGCUUAAAGUCAUCCAAUCCUCAGGAAAUGCAAAGGCGUAAACAUGUUUUUCUUUUUUUGUUUUUUUUUCAAGUGCAUAAUCUGCAUGAUCAGUCAGUCUUUUGAAAUCAUCUGAGAUGAUUCACAAAAAAGCGUCUUGUAAUCACGGCAUAGAUUGCUUUGCCUGCAUACAGUGUCAACAGUUGAACAGAUUUCAGCCUAAUCUUUCUGUUUACAUCAGGAAUCAGUCCUUUGCUACCUUGAAUAGAUCCGUCUUAUUCCCCGGCUCUCCUUGUUCUCGUCCGAGUUUAUUCCUAUAUGACCCACUGCUAUGAUCACAUUCUGCAGGAUGUGCAACUCUAAAAGCAGCGAAUGUGCGAUUGGGUGACACUUGUGUCUGCACAGGAUUGUACAUCUUCAGUAGCAGAUGAGACCUGUAAACCGCGUGGCACAGCCUCAGCGCUGAAUUUGAUUAAUACGACAUGCACCUCUGCACAUAAUCCAAAUUACAGUACAGCAACCUUUCAAUUAUUAAAUGUUACAAGGUCUGCCAGCGGCUGGCAAGGUCACAGUUCCUAUCACUCAUGACGCAUCCUCAGAAGUCGAUCAGUUAUUGAUUGCUGAUUGCUGAUUGGUGAAGUCAGGUUGUGGCCAGUGUGCAUCUCCACUAUCUGCAUUUGUUCACAGAGGAACCUUUGUGGGUUUUGAUUAUUUGCUUGUUGUCCCCUGUGGAGUUGACUCAAAAAACUUUCUCGCUUGUUAUUGUCCAGCUCUCCACCAGGCUAACUUUCCCAUGGCAACCAGACAUUCCCCUGAUUGGGUUUGUGUUUCAUUUGCUCUGUCACACGCGGCGCAUUCUGGCCAAUUAAGGAGUGAGUCUAUAUUAUAUGUGUCUGUCUGUGAGUGCUGCUGCAAAUGUGCAUGAUUUCUGUCUCUGUAGGUUUCUCAAGGUCCCCCACUCCUGAAAUGCUGAAUGUUUCUCUGUGAUACACGAGGGUGACUGGGGUUGUGUGACACAAGAAUAAACUUUUCCACCGCCAAACA
Betta splendens (Siamese fighting fish) is the source of this 18230-nucleotide messenger RNA. RefSeq names its product protocadherin Fat 3. NCBI's taxonomy places the organism in Eukaryota, Metazoa, Chordata, Actinopteri, Anabantiformes, Osphronemidae. The transcript is spliced from 50 exons. The coding region runs from base 425 to 14902 and encodes 4825 amino acids. Gene Ontology annotation, molecular function: cadherin binding; calcium ion binding. Gene Ontology annotation, cellular component: plasma membrane; catenin complex. Gene Ontology annotation, biological process: homophilic cell-cell adhesion. The record is from RefSeq and is a predicted model, not a curated record.